GCCCUGGCCGCUAACGCCUAGGGUUGGGGUGCAGGGGCUCCAGAAGCAGGCAGGGAAGGGGGUGGUCGAUCACUUCCCAGCCAGUAGUCACCAUGCCCAUUUCUCCGGUAGAAAGUCGCAAGCAGCCGAGCCUCGCAUUGAAUGUUGGCUCGCAGCCAAAGAAGUCUAUUAGCUUUACUGGCUCGGUAAAAAGAAAUCAAUCGAAAGGGUAUCCUGGUGCAAACCAAAGCAGAAUGGGUACAUCAAGAAUCUUGACAAUUCUACCAGAGACAAAAGUAGAAAAAAUUAAUAUUUCUGCCACAAAGAUAGUCUCACAGGUGUUUGAUGCACAUGGAGUUGAUGUUACUCCUAGACCUCUUUACCAUCCAGAUCCACAUCUUGUUUCAGGAAAGCCAAAUAAACUAUUGACAUCACAAGAAGGAUCAUUUGUAUCAGAAUUCGUAGGUUCACAUACCCUUUACCAAAAUACACUAAAUCCUAGUGCCUUAGGGCUGUUUACAAGGUCAGUUUUUGGAAGCAGUACAGUUUCUAAGUCAAGUGCAUCAACUACUGAAUCAAUAGCAGAAGACCUAGAAGAACCAUCCUAUAAACGGGAAGGAUUGACUAGUUUUACAGAUUUACGAGUUAUGAGGAAAACAACUGGAAAAAUUGUAACAAAAGAAGACCUGGAGAAGAUUGUAGAAAUAAUACUCACAGAGACAGAAACACUGAGACUUUUUAACCUACCAACAGUCGUGAUUUCUGUAGAAGCUGAAGAAGCUACAAAAGUAAUCCAGAGGAACAAGGAUUAUGAGAACCUUUGUAGAAAUAGAUUAGGCAAUGAUUUAUAUGUUGAAAGAAUGAUGCAGACUAUUAAUGGAGCACCAAAGAAUAAAGAUGUCCAAUGUGACAGAAUUAUUAAAGAAGACAAAGGCAUAAUGUCUACUGCUUGGGAUUUGUAUGAUUCUUAUAAUGCUUCAGAACUUUCAUCUGUACCAGUAAGAUACUCUACAGUUGAUUUAAGUACUAAAGCAAGCGCACCUCCUAAAGAUCAAGACCAAAGAGGGCCAGGAAGUACUACAGAAAAAAAUAGUGAAGCUAGUUCUAUAAUGGAAAUAGAAAAUGUAAUUCUGGCUAAAAUGCAUGAUGAUCAAGAAGACCACUCAGAUGCAAUAUUAAAAUCUGAAAAGUUUCAGCAGGACUUAUUUUUCAUGGAACGAGUUCUAAUGGAAAAUAUAUUUCAGCCCAAACUUGCAGCUUAUCGGCAGCUUCCUAUUUUGAAAGAACCAGAACCUGAAGAGCUUGAAGACUUUUCAGAAAGUGAAAAAACUGAAGAGAUAGAAGAAGAUUUUAAGAAGGAGGAAGAAGAAAUAGAAAUAAAUGAAGAACAAUCAAUAAUACCAGCCAAUUUGGAACGACUCUGGUCCUUUUCCUGUGACUUAACCAAAGGACUUAAUGUGAGCAGCCUUGCCUGGAAUAAAACAAAUCCAGACCUUUUGGCUGUUGGCUAUGGUCAUUUUGGAUUUAAAGAACAAAAAAAAGGAUUGGCUUGCUGCUGGUCAAUAAAGAAUCCCAUGUGGCCAGAACGUAUUUAUCAGAGUCCAUAUGGAGUUACUGCUGUGGACUUCUCAAUUGGAGCACCUAAUCUUCUAGCAGUUGGCUAUCACAAUGGCACCGUUGCAAUUUACAAUGUGCAGAGCAACAGCAAUGUUCCUGUCCUGGAUAGUAGCGAGUCCCCUCAGAAACACCUGGGGCCUGUGUGGCAGCUACAGUGGAUAGAACAGGACCGAGGGACAACAGGAGACGACAAGAGAGAAAUACUGGUUUCUAUAUCUGCAGACGGGAGAAUCUCCAAGUGGGUUAUACGGAAAGGACUGUACUGCCAUGAUUUGAUGCGUUUGAAGCGAACUACUUUUGGCAGCAACAAAAGAGGAGGGGAAAAGGAAAAGAAAGGUGAAGCUUUGAUAUCACGACAGGCUCCUGGAAUGUGUUUUGCUUUUCAUCCCAAGGACACAAAUAUCUAUUUGGCUGGCACUGAAGAAGGUCAUAUCCACAAGUGCUCUUGUUCAUACAAUGAACAAUACCUAGAUACCUACAGAGGACAUAAGGGUCCAGUGUAUAAAAUAGCAUGGAAUCCAUUUUGUCAUGAUGUAUUCUUAAGCUGUUCUGCCGACUGGGGUGUUAUUAUAUGGCAACAGGAAAAUCCCAAGCCAUUUUUGAGUUUUUAUCCAACUACUCAUGUUGUUUAUGAUGUUGCCUGGUCUCCAAAAUCAUCCUAUAUAUUUGCAGCUGCGAAUGAGAGCAGAGUGGAGAUUUGGGACCUUCGCACCAGCACUUUGGAUCCUCUAAUUGUGAAUGUUGCCAACCCUGGAAUCAAGUUCACAACUGUUCUCUUCGCUAAACAAACAGAUUGCCUUCUAGUGGGAGACAGUGAUGGACAGGUUGCUGUGUAUGAACUAAGAAAUAUACCCACUGCUUUGGAUUCUGGCCGGAGAGAUAUGAUAGAUACUUUGCUCGGACCCAGUUCAAACCAACCAGGAUAAUUCGUCAUUACCGAUACACCUUUUCUUGUUAUUGUUUUAAAAAAAGAAAGUGUUUAAUACCCAGUAGUCUGAUUUGGAUGUAAUGACCUGGAAUUUUGAUUUUAAAAACAAUGUUUAAUGUAUAGCCUCUGUUUAAAUUUAAUGUAAAUUUAAUUAACUUUUAUUUCAGAGAUCUGUGAUGAGUUUUUCUAAGCCAGUUUUAAGGGUAUUGUUGGUAUUAAUUUUUGAAUGGUACUUCUACU
This is a messenger RNA of Phyllostomus hastatus (greater spear-nosed bat), 2764 nucleotides long. RefSeq names its product dynein axonemal intermediate chain 4 (gene DNAI4). Gene Ontology annotation, molecular function: dynein light chain binding; dynein heavy chain binding. The transcript has 17 exons. Lineage: Eukaryota; Metazoa; Chordata; Mammalia; Chiroptera; Phyllostomidae. Gene Ontology annotation, biological process: cilium movement. The record is from RefSeq and is a predicted model, not a curated record. Gene Ontology annotation, cellular component: axonemal dynein complex. The coding region runs from base 93 to 2522 and encodes 809 amino acids.